Messenger RNA from Cervus elaphus (red deer), 4791 nucleotides. It is a transcript of the gene GAN, whose product is annotated as gigaxonin. Bases 727 to 2382 code for a protein of 551 amino acids. Gene Ontology annotation, biological process: cytoskeleton organization. The transcript is spliced from 12 exons. The record is from RefSeq and is a predicted model, not a curated record. Lineage: Eukaryota; Metazoa; Chordata; Mammalia; Artiodactyla; Cervidae. Gene Ontology annotation, molecular function: protein binding.
CACGCGCCUGCUGCGCGCGCUGAGCUCGUUCCGGGAGGAGUCCCGCUUCUGCGACGCGCACCUGGUCCUCGACGGGGAGGAGAUCCCGGUGCAGAAGAACAUCCUGGCGGCCGCCAGCCCGUACAUCAGGAGUUCCAUUUUGCCUUGGAAAAGGCAGGCCUUUCUUCUGACUCUACAUUGAGAAGAGGGAAUAGAAAGUGAGGAGAAAUAUGGACCUACUUCUGUGACACGAAAUUUCUGUAGUAUUCAGCGCCAUUUGUGUGUGGCAGCAAAGAAGAACCGGAUCCUCCAGUUUUUAAUUAGAGAAGACUUGUGAGAAUACCCCUGAGAGGCUCUCCAGUGCUCCAGUGGUUAAGACUCUGAGCUUCCAACAUGGGUUGUGAGUUCGAUCCCUGGUCGGGAACUAAGAUCCCAAGAGCCAUGUGGUUCAGCCAAAAAGAAAAAAGAGUGCCCCCAAUCCAAAGGGGUUUCUUCUUGAGAUGGCCAUUUCCAUGGACUCUUAAGGUUACAGGAGGAGCCUCUUUUAAGGAGCACCUGAAAAAUCCUACCUGAGUAGAAAAUCUGGAACUGUUUGACAGGUUGAGGCAUGAAUGUCUUUCUUUUAUUUCUAGAAGGCCAGGGUGUGACCAGAACAAGGAAUCAGGCUUGUUUCAUCCUAGAAGAAUUUUCUGCUACUCAAGUUGCUGCGUCAUGGUUCUGUCUUUGAACUCGUCUUAAAAUUUUAACAUGCAUUUUCAAACUUUGUCUUUUAAAAGGACAAAGUUAAACUAUAAUCCUCCAAAAGAUGAUGGAUCAACCUAUAAGAUUGAACUUGAAGGGAUAUCGGUAAUGGUUAUGAGAGAGAUCCUGGAUUACAUCUUCAGUGGGCAGAUCCGGCUGAGCGAGGACACCAUCCAGGACGUGGUGCAGGCGGCCGACCUGCUGCUGCUGACGGACCUCAAGGCGCUGUGCUGCGCCUUCCUGGAGGGCUGCAUCGCCGCCGAGAACUGCAUCGGCAUCCGGGACUUCGCGCUGCACUACUGCCUGCACCACGUGCACUACCUGGCCACCGAGUACCUGGAGACCCACUUCCGGGACGUCAGCGGCUCCGAGGAGUUCCUCGAGCUGAGCCCCCAGAAGCUCAAGGAGGUGAUCUCCCUCGAGAAGCUGAACGUCGGCAACGAGAGAUACGUGUUCGAGGCGGUCAUCCGCUGGAUCGCGCACGACACAGAGUUAAGAAAGGUCCACAUGAAGGAUGUCAUGUCAGCGCUGUGGGUUUCAGGGUUGGACUCGAGCUACUUACGGGAGCAGAUGCUCAACGAGCCCUUGGUCCGCGAGAUCGUCAAGGAAUGCAGCAACAUCCCCCUCAGCCAGCCGCAGCAGGGGGAGGCCAUGCUGGCCAGCUUCAAGCCCCGCGGCUACUCGGAGUGCAUCGUGACCGUGGGUGGAGAGGAGAGAGUUUCGCGGAAGCCAACGGCAGCGAUGCGAUGUAUGUGCCCCCUUUACGACCCCAAUCGGCAGCUGUGGAUCGAACUGGCCCCUCUGAGCAUGCCGAGAAUCAACCACGGGGUCCUAUCAGCAGAAGGGUUUUUGUUUGUAUUUGGGGGCCAAGAUGAAAACAAGCAGACCCUGAGCUCAGGAGAAAAGUACGACCCAGAUACAAAUACGUGGACCGCACUGCCACCGAUGAACGAGGCAAGACAUAAUUUUGGAAUUGUGGAGAUAGAUGGCAUGCUAUACGUUUUAGGAGGAGAAGAUGGUGAAAAAGAGCUAAUUUCAAUGGAAUGUUAUGAUAUUUAUUCUAAAACCUGGACAAAGCAACCUGAUUUGACCAUGGUUAGAAAGAUUGGCUGCUAUGCAGCUAUGAAAAAGAAAAUCUAUGCCAUGGGUGGAGGGUCCUAUGGGAAACUCUUCGAGUCUGUGGAAUGCUAUGACCCCCGGACCCAGCAGUGGACCGCCAUCUGUCCCCUGAAAGAGAGAAGGUUUGGAGCAGUGGCCUGUGGAGUCGCCAUGGAACUGUAUGUAUUUGGGGGAGUCAGAAGUCGCGAGGACAUCCAGGGGGGCGAGAUGGUAACUUGCAAGUCGGAGUUCUACCACGAUGAGUUUAAAAGGUGGAUCUAUCUUAAUGACCAGAAUUUAUGCAUCCCGGCCAGUUCCUCUUUCGUGUAUGGAGCCGUCCCCAUAGGUGCCAGUAUCUACGUCAUCGGAGAUCUCGAUACGGGCACCAACUACGACUACGUGCGCGAGUUCAAAAGGAGCACGGGAACCUGGCACCACACCAAGCCCCUGCUGCCCUCCGACCUGCGCCGCACGGGGUGCGCAGCCCUGCGCAUCGCCAACUGCAAGCUGUUCCGCCUGCAGCUGCAGCAGGGCCUCUUCCGCAUCCGCGUGCACUCGCCGUGACGCGUGGCCGCGGGACGCGCCGCUCCUGACCUCGCGCCGGACGCCACGCUCCGCGAGGGGACAGACGGCGGGGCCCCUCGCCCCGCGCCGGCCUCCGUGCGGUAACGCGGGUGGUUUUCUAACGCUUCGAAGCCUGGGCUUCAGCUCUAGUUCCGGAGAACACGUAAACUGAAAAAAAAACUACCAAGGUGGGGAAUCCGUUUCUCCUGUAGGUGUGUCCCUAGACCAACCGGGGCUAGGCAGUGUCCGAGGAAAAGGGAAGUGGGAAUCGUGUAAAAUAUGGAAGUUAAAACCCUAAGGUGCAUUUUCCCGGAGGGGAUCUCAUGUGUGACUAACCGCUGUGUUCAAGUACCUGGCUUUGGUUGGGGGAAAAAAAAAAUCCGUAUAUGCAAAUCAACAUAUCCAAACAUACCAGGAUUGCUUUUCCACUGCACUUGGAAGGAGAUAUUAUGCCUAACUCUGCCCAACCAUUUAAGGGUUUGUGCCUAAAAAUGUUAGUUUGGACUCAAUGCCAGUUAGUCUCCACUUAACAGUGUACUAGUUCUCUACCCUAAGAAUCUUUUUUGAACUAAAUUAUGAUGAAUCGAAACUAAGAUAAAAUUUCUCUUGUAUGACAUUCUAUCUUAGUAAUCUAAAGGGUCAGUAAAUUAAGGAGUCAGGUGGCAGCCCUCCUGUGACUUUAAAGGAAGUUGUAGCUUCUGUGUUAAUUCAGAUGAAGAUGCGUCAUGCUGUCAUGUCUGGGGUUGAGAAGGACCUCCUGCAGUGCCAUUCUUCCUUUCCAACUAAGCAGAACCAUUUUAUAAAUCUGAGGACAUUAGUGAGUAGGAGAUUUUAUAAAAGAAGGACCCGAGUCGGACAAAUAAUAAAGGUCUGCUAUGACCAAAAAAAAAAAAAAAGAAGUCCAGAGAAAAUACAUAGGGAUCAAAAACUUAAAAAAAAAAAAUCUGCCUGAAAGCACACAAAGUCUUGUUUACUACUGUCUAGGGUUUGAAAAUGUCUUAGAACGCGAAUUCAUGUUAAGAAUCUAGCCUUUGUAGCAGAAUUUUCUCAAUGCCGUUCACUAGUACGAGUUUCUGACAAAUUACAUAGCAAGUAAAGUUUGGCUGGUAGAAUAAACUACCUCAACUUAAUUUCAUUCUGUUCAUAGUAGAGCAAAUUAAUCCUUUCCUCUCUCAUCUCCAUGUCAACCCACAUUGACCCCUCUUCCCAUGGGGGAAAAAAGUCUGUCUUUAGUGGCACUUAACCUUGUAAGAUACUUUGUUUUCCAUUUGGAUUAUGCCACUUUCAUGUGAAACCAGGGACUUCAAAGUGCUUGAUGACUUUAUCAUUUGAAAUUUAUGCAAUAUCAGAUUUCUAAUCAAUAUAGAGGUCUUUAUUUCUAAUUGUUUUCUACAGCUUUUUUUCCCCUCCCUCUUAGUAUAUGGCUAUAAGAAGCAGCAUUUAGUCUUAAAUAUUAACAAAUGUAUAAAUGUAUCCUUUGGUUAUAAAUUUGAGAAUAGGAAUUUCUUCUGGAAACUUCCUGCCUAGAAUGUUCAUAUGCUUUUCACAUGCAUAUGAAACAUCACUUGUGUUCUUCCACGCAGGGACAGUAGAAGGGGGACCUAUGUGCAUUUUUUUUUUCUUCUACUUGUUAGAAGUCAAUCCAAUGCUAGAAAAGGUCGCUGAGCAGCCUUGCCUGUGGGGAUUCUGAAGAAUGCUAUGUGUGCACAUUCGCUCUCCAUCCUGGCAGAAGACAUGGGUCACAGAGGCACGGGGUUUUUAUCUUCUCUGUCAGAGGCACUAGGCCAUUCACAUAGCAGAUCUUACCUGUACGUCGAAGCCAGCCUCUUUGCUUUGUACCAUGUACCACUCAACUGUUGUCUGCACGCUUUCCCCAGGAUGUCUUGGAUGUCUUUUAAUCAAGGCAAACUACAUGGCCACUGCAAAGAAAGAAAACUUUCUUUGUAAAACUAGAUGUUAAUUUUAUGGGAAAGAAACUGCCGAAAGAGUGGGUUUUCUUUGGUAAAAUGCCCCAUACAGAACAGAACCCAGAAGACACCACUGAGGUACAUUAAAGUGGUAACCGAUGUCCUGUUAAAGCCGUGACAGUCAGCAAUUCUCUUUUCUUUAAUUUCUGAAGUUUAAAGUUAUUUCCAGGCUACGCCAGGCCUCUCCAAGGAGACAGUUCAUUGUUCAGGAGUGAAUGAAUCCCUAUUGCAAUACUAUCAGUGCCUGCAUGACUUGGUCAAUUCAUUUUAUAAAAGUUUUUUUAUUAUUAUUAUUUAGUUCGUUGACACUGUAGCUGCAGAAGUUAGGUAAUGUUUUCUAAAAGUAAAUUUGCCACAUAAUAUGGGAUGCAAUAACCAACAAAAGCUGCUAAGUGCCAAACUGUUAUUUUGUUAUAUAUAAAUAUAAAAAUAUUACAUUGAA